Molecule: messenger RNA, 2686 nt
Organism: Lynx canadensis (Canada lynx)
Lineage: Eukaryota; Metazoa; Chordata; Mammalia; Carnivora; Felidae
Gene: KIF2A
Product: kinesin family member 2A
Exons: 20
Coding region: 5-2068 (687 amino acids)
Biological process (GO): microtubule-based movement
Molecular function (GO): ATP binding; microtubule binding; microtubule motor activity
Source: RefSeq, a predicted model, not a curated record
GGUGAUGGCAACGGCCAACUUCGGCAAGAUACAGAUCGGGAUUUACGUGGAGAUCAAGCGGAGCGAUGGCCGAAUACAUCAAGCAAUGGUAACAUCUUUAAAUGAAGAUAAUGAAAGUGUAACUGUUGAAUGGAUAGAAAAUGGAGAUACAAAAGGCAAAGAGAUUGAUCUCGAGAGCAUCUUUUCACUUAACCCUGACCUUGUACCUGAUGAAGAAAUUGAACCCAGUCCAGAAACACCUCCACCUCCAGCAUCCUCAGCCAAAGUAAACAAAAUUGUAAAGAAUCGACGGACUGUGGCUUCUAUUAAGAAUGACCCUCCUCCAAGAGAUAACAGAGUGGUUGGUUCUGCACGUGCACGGCCUAGUCAGCUUCCUGAGCAGUCUUCCUCCACACAACAGAAUGCACGUAGAAAAUCUAAUUGUGUGAAAGAAGUAGAAAAAUUACAAGAAAAACGAGAAAAAAGGAGACUACAACAGCAAGAACUUAGAGAAAAAAGAGCCCAGGAUGUUGAUGCUACAAACCCAAAUUAUGAAAUUAUGUGUAUGAUCAGAGAUUUUAGAGGAAGUUUGGAUUAUAGACCAUUAACAACAGCAGAUCCUAUUGAUGAACAUAGAAUAUGUGUUUGUGUAAGAAAACGACCACUCAAUAAAAAAGAAACUCAAAUGAAAGAUCUUGAUGUAAUCACAAUCCCUAGUAAAGAUGUUGUGAUGGUACAUGAACCAAAACAAAAAGUAGAUUUAACAAGGUACCUAGAAAACCAAACAUUUCGUUUUGAUUAUGCCUUUGAUGACUCAGCUCCUAAUGAAAUGGUUUACAGGUUUACAGCUAGACCACUAGUUGAAACUAUAUUCGAAAGGGGAAUGGCUACAUGCUUUGCUUAUGGGCAGACUGGAAGUGGAAAAACUCAUACUAUGGGAGGUGACUUUUCAGGAAAGAACCAAGAUUGUUCUAAAGGAAUUUAUGCGUUAGCAGCUCGAGAUGUCUUUUUAAUGUUAAAGAAGCCAAACUAUAAGAAAUUAGAACUUCAAGUAUAUGCAACCUUUUUUGAAAUUUACAGUGGAAAGGUGUUUGACUUGCUAAACAGGAAAACAAAAUUAAGAGUGCUGGAAGAUGGAAAACAGCAGGUUCAAGUGGUGGGAUUACAGGAACGGGAAGUCAAAUGUGUUGAAGACGUACUGAAACUCAUUGACAUAGGCAAUAGUUGCAGGACAUCCGGUCAAACAUCUGCAAAUGCACAUUCAUCUCGGAGCCAUGCAGUGUUUCAGAUCAUUCUUAGAAGGAAAGGAAAACUACAUGGCAAAUUUUCUCUCAUUGACUUGGCUGGAAAUGAACGAGGAGCUGAUACUUCCAGUGCAGACAGGCAAACCAGGCUUGAAGGUGCUGAAAUUAAUAAAAGCCUUUUAGCACUCAAGGAGUGCAUCAGAGCCUUAGGUAGAAAUAAACCUCAUACUCCUUUCAGAGCAAGUAAACUCACUCAGGUGUUAAGAGAUUCAUUCAUAGGUGAAAAUUCUCGUACCUGCAUGAUUGCCACAAUCUCUCCAGGAAUGGCAUCUUGUGAAAAUACUCUUAAUACAUUAAGAUAUGCAAAUAGGGUGAAAGAAUUGACUGUGGAUCCAACUGCUGCUGGUGAUGUCCGUCCAAUAAUGCACCAUCCACCCAAUCAGAUUGAUGACUUAGAGGCACAGUGGGGUGUAGGGAGUUCCCCUCAGAGAGAUGAUCUAAAACUUCUUUGUGAGCAAAAUGAAGAAGAGGUUUCCCCCCAAUUGUUUACUUUCCACGAAGCUGUCUCACAAAUGGUAGAAAUGGAAGAACAAGUUGUAGAAGAUCACAGGGCAGUGUUCCAGGAAUCUAUUCGAUGGUUAGAAGAUGAAAAGGCUCUCCUAGAGAUGACUGAAGAAGUAGAUUAUGAUGUAGAUUCAUAUGCUACUCAACUUGAAGCUAUUCUUGAGCAAAAAAUAGACAUUUUAACUGAGCUGCGGGAUAAAGUGAAAUCUUUUCGUGCAGCUCUACAAGAAGAAGAACAGGCCAGCAAGCAAAUCAACCCGAAGAGACCCCGUGCCCUUUAAAUCAGCAUUUGCUGCUAGAGGAUUCCCAGAACCCACAUUACUGUAACAUACAGUGGUUCAGCUGUUAAGGGCCAUUUGAAAGUUUGAAAUUUUAAGUGUCUGUGGAAAAUGUCUUGUCCCUUCACCUGAAUGACAUUUCAAUUUUGUGAAACACUCCUUUGUCUACAAAAUGCUUCUAGUCCACGAGGCACAACCAAGAUUGGGAAUAGUGAAGCAUUUUGUUUCAUUUACCCAAACAGUGAUUUACUUUUGGAGAUCCUUGCCAAUUUUAUUUUCUGUAUGAUGAAGUGAGAUUGUGGACUUGAUCCAGAGGUGAAUAGUAGGGGGAAGCCACAGCAUUUCCUUUUAACUCGGUUGAAUUUUCGUAGCAAGACUGAGCAGUUUUAAAUCCUUUGAGUGCAUGCAUACCUCAUCAGUGAUUGUACAUACCUUGCCCACUCCUAGAGACAGCUGUGCUCACCUCUUCCUGCUUUGUGCCUUGACUAAGGCUUUUGACCCUCAAUUUCUGAAGCACAGCCAAGAUAAAUUACAUUCCUUAAUUGUCAUUGUAAAUUACCUUUAUUGUGUGUACAUUUUUACUGUAUUUGAGACAUUUUUUGUGUGUGACUAGUUAAUUUU